Messenger RNA from Cololabis saira (Pacific saury), 3906 nucleotides. RefSeq names its product netrin-G1-like. Gene Ontology annotation, molecular function: cell-cell adhesion mediator activity. NCBI's taxonomy places the organism in Eukaryota, Metazoa, Chordata, Actinopteri, Beloniformes, Belonidae. The record is from RefSeq and is a predicted model, not a curated record. The transcript is spliced from 7 exons. Bases 697 to 2070 code for a protein of 457 amino acids.
GGAUGUGCUUUUAUACGUGUUGAUGGACUUUUCUAAACCUGGAACCUAGAGUGAAUCCCGUCAGCUUCUUUAAGCCGUUUCUUUUUCUUUUUUCUGUUCGCCAUUCCGAUGAGUGGUGCGUAAAGUCGGGCAAUCCGUGCGCACUUUCGUUAAUCGUGUUUUUCUUUUACCUUUUUCCUUUUUGGAGAAAAAUGCUCCGUUAUUGAGGCGCAAAAGUUGGAGAAAAGUUGGGACAAAUUAGUCAAACCGCCUCGGUCUUCACAUGAAUCCACGCGUUCAGUGCGCACCUUCACUUCUAUUGAUCCAUCCUUGCCUGAAUUAGAGAUUGGAAAAGGAUUCAGCGGAAUGUUAAAGAACAACUAUAGGCAAUUACCUGUAAUAACUUGUUGAACGAGAAGCUCGCCUCAGAAGCGCUUUGAAAUGAUGCUCCCAGCGGCAGGCAUGGUGGCAAUCAAAGGCAAAAUAACUGAAUGGAAGCUUAUUAUUGCCUGAAGACUCUCAAACACAAGUACAAGAUGAUGCCAUUGUUCCUUAAUGCUCCAUCACACUUUUCAAAGCAGAAGUUAAUUUAGAACAUCCUCAGUGGUUACCACCUGUUCUAUGAAGAAGCAGCAGCAUUGAAGUUCCCCCCCCUUCCCCCCCAAAAAAGAAAUUAUAUUGAGAGGAACCCUAAAGAAACUAUAAAGAAGACCAGCAAUGCUUUGGCCUAUAUUGUUCACUCUGCAGGCUGUGUGCACCGGUGUGACACAUGCUAUGCAACAUUACCCCGCGGCCUGGGGACACUAUGACGUGUGCAAGUCCCAGAUCUAUACGGAGGAGGGCCUGGCGUGGGACUACAUGGCCUGUCAGCCAGAAGCCACCGAUAUGACAAAGUACCUGCGAGUUGCCCUCGACCCUCCAAAUAUCACAUGUGGAGAUCCGCCGGAAAUGUACUGCGCUUUGGAGAAUCCGUACAUGUGCAACAAUGAAUGUGACGCUGCCACCGAGGAGCUGGCUCACCCUCCUGAGUUGAUGUUCGACUUUGAGGGGAGAAACCCCACCACCUUUUGGCAGUCCACAUCAUGGAAAAAAUACCCAAAGCCUCUGCAGGUCAACCUCACGCUCUCGUGGAACAAGACGGUUGAACUGACCGACGAUAUCGUCCUCACCUUUGAGUCGGGCCGGCCGGAGCAGAUGGUCCUGGAAAAGUCACUGGACUACGGCCGGACCUGGACCCCGUAUCAGUUCUACGCCACCGACUGCCUGGACGCUUUCACCAUGGAACCCAAGACAGCGACUGACCUCACCCAACGCACCCUACUGGACAUCAUUUGCACAGAGGACUACUCCCGAGGCUACGUGUGGAAGAAUGACAAGACCGUACGUUUUGAGAUAAAGGACCGCUUCGCUCUGUUUGCUGGACCUCAGCUGCAUAACAUGGCCUCUCUAUACGGCCAGCUGGAUACCACCAAGAACCUGCGGGACUUCUUCACCAUCACUGAUCUGAGGAUUAGGCUGCUGAAGCCGGCCACCGGAGCCACGAUGGUGGACGAGAACAACCUAUCCAGAUACUUCUACGCUAUUUCUGACAUCAGAGUGCAGGGCAGGUGCAAGUGCAACCUGCAUGCCAACAGCUGUGUGUUUGACAAGGGGAAGCUUGGCUGUGAGUGUGAACACAACACCACAGGGCCAGAUUGCAGCCGCUGUAAGAGGCAUUAUCACGGAAGAGCCUGGAGCGUGGGGUCCUACCUUCCAAUACCCAAAGGAACUGCAAAUAUAUGCAUUCCCAGUAAUCAUGGACCAGUGCAUCGAGCAAAUGCUUCAUCUCUUGGUGUUGCAAAUCGUAACCAAGCGAGGGUGUGCGACAACGCGAUGCUGCGCUGUCAGAACGGCGGCACGUGCCACCACCAUCAGCGGUGCCACUGCUCCCCCGGCUUCACGGGCGUCCUGUGCGAGAGGCCUCGCUGCCAGGGACCCGGAGACUGCGACGACCAGUCGUCCGGACGAGCGGCGCUCCAUCACCACUCCAUCGGCCACCGGCUCGGUCUUUUCCUAGCAAUGCUCCCACUGUCGGCUCUUGCCUUUUGCUGAGAAACCUGAACCAAAUCUUCAACCAAAACCGUAAAACACCAACAGAUGCUGAGACUGAACUCUCUACCUUUAUGAAUAUAAACGAACAAGGAAACGCGUGGACAGUGUUCUCGGCAUACAGCGUAAGCGACUCUUUUGUAAAUCCAAGGCCACGUUGGUGGGUGGUGAGGAAAUAAGAGCAACAUGUCAUGCACAUCCGUGCAUGGCAUGUUUUAAAGAUAGAAAGAUUUAUGAAAGGCUUGGUGAAGUCACUGUUAUUUUAUAAUUUCACCGAAGAAAAUGUUGGCGCCUUUGCUUUGUUGUGUCAUCGUCUAAUAUCCCAUUACAGGCAGACUCCGCUCGGACAAAACGAACGAGCUGCAUUCCGAUAUGUGACAAACUGUGUAAAAAAACUAGACACGUGAUUUUUAAGUAUCAUCUGAAAUUAUUAGAAAAUAAUAUCGUGGACGGGGGACAUCUUAAAGCAGCUUGCUUCACUGCCUUUCUCCUUACCCGUCCAACCUCUUCUUCUCUUUUCCUUCUUUCCCCUCACUCCUCCGCUUCUCGUGCUUUAGUGCCCCUGGUGAUUUUACUUUCCUGAAGGGUGUCUGUUAUUUUGCCAAAUGCUGCACAUGUAUUACUAUCGAUCCUCUUGCAAGUACCUGUCUAGUACUUUUUCUUUUUUCAGAGGCUUUGUAUUCUUGCUUGAGCUCACCUUUACGGGAAACAAACAACAAGAAAAAAAAUUCAACAAAAAAAAACAAGUUGUAACAUACUGUAACUGUAUUUAAUUUUGUAUAAAAAACAGAUAUUUUCAUGACUACGCAAAACAAAAAGAUGUAUUACUUGUUUUCUAUUGCUGCCGACCCGUCCUACAGUAGAUGUGGACUAUGAGUGACUAAGGAACCUGAUUGUGUUAUGAUUUGCUUGUGUGGUAUAACGGUUCUUUUCAUUCCAGAGAGGCUGUCAGAAAUAUGUUUACAUACGCACUCACGUAAUACACUUCCACCAAAGCGGAAAAGAUAAAAAGCACCUAUUUGUCUUGUUGUUGAUUAGUAGUCAUUUUUAUGCAGCGGUAAGAUGACGAGAUGUAAGAAAGAAAUCUUGUAGAUUAGUGCAAGCCAGUGACAACAGCUGAAUGUCAUUUUUUAAAGUGUUUUGUUUUUAAAAGAUAUCAUUUCCAAAAAAUUGCCCAUUUCAUUCAAGUACCAGUUAUCAGUCUGGGCUGGAAAAAAGCAGCUCUGUUGUGCUCAUGAAAUGAAGGAGAAUUAAAAGAAUUUCAAGCCAAAAUCUCAUCAACUUUAUGUAAAUUUAAGAAGAAGAGAAAAGGAGAUUGCACGGCUGCCAUAAAGGUUGUCCGGCUCGAGCUGUUAUCAGAUUUAAUCCUCGAAUCAAAUUGGAAGAGGGGAAGGUUUUUCUGACAUGGUACGGGAAGCCUGCAUCAUGCUGCGAAAGCCACCACAAAGCUACGAGGUUCAGGAAAUGAGCUUUAAUUCUUGGAGGAUCAAUGAAUAGAAAUGAAGUCGCAUCCCACUGGGUGACAUAUUGAGAGCCGAGACCAAUUUUAUGUGAGAGAUUAAUUUUACUCCUGUGGUUGUCAUGAAACACCUAAUUGUGCUGGAGUUUAAUGUAAGUGCCUAUUACAAAAUGACACUGUCUAUGAUGGAAAAGGAGCAACCCGUAUUCAGAGAAACUCUUGCUUUGGAAACUGCAAUAUGGUAUUUGAAAUACUGUAGGUCAGUGCACUGUGUAAAAUCACUAGCAAGGGAUGGAUGUUAUUUCUUAAGCAAAUUCAAAAACUAUGAACAGUAUAAACAUUAAAAAAAAAAAAAAAAACGAACAAAAAAACAACCAACU